CACAGAAGCCGAGAGAAGUUGGGGAGGUCGAUCAGAGACGGGUUGGUAGGACCUCGAAUAGAUUUCCUUUCCACUCGUUUCUGGUCGCUUGGACCCAGGAGGAACGUCCCUGCUUGCGUCUAGGGGCGGACGGUGGACGCGCUGCGCACGGCCCCGCCAGGGCUGGUAGUUUGCAGACCGUCCCUGCCGAGGCCCGCUCGCCCGGCCGCCCUGCGGCUCCCGCGGUGGCGGCGACGGCGGCUGCCCCAGGCUCGAGCCAGCCCAGGUAGCCGCGCCUCGAGCUCUGGGGGCGCUGUGACCCGGCUCCUGACUGCGCUUGGGACCCCCUGCCUCCCAGAGCACGGCUGUUGGAGAGUGACCCCGACUGCUGUUGAUGGUGCUUCUGCUGCUCCCCUACUAGCAGCAGAAUGGAAGCCAGGGAAGGAAAUCAGCUGACUCAGGAGCCGGAGUGAGAGCGGCCAUCGUGCACCCUCCGCCCCAGCCUGCACCAUGAACUUGCCUUCACCUUCUGCGCCUUGAGAACCACGGGAGGGCUACCUUGCUAGAGAGAGAUGGCUUUCUUUACUCCCUGGAAGUUGUCCUCUCAGAAGCUGGGCUUUUUCCUGGUGACUUUUGGCUUUAUAUGGGGGAUGAUGCUUCUGCACUUCACCAUCCAGCAGCGAACUCAGCCUGAGAGCAGCUCCAUGCUGCGGGAGCAGAUCCUGGAUCUCAGCAAAAGGUACAUUAAAGCGCUGGCCGAAGAAAACAGGAACGUGGUGGAUGGCCCAUAUGCCGGUGUCAUGACAGCUUAUGAUCUCAAGAAGACACUGGCUGUGUUGCUGGAUAACAUCUUGCAGCGCAUUGGCAAGCUGGAGUCGAAGGUGGACAAUCUGGUCAACGGCACAGGAGCAAAUUCUACCAACUCCACCACAGCUGUCCCCAGCUUGGUAUCACUUGACAAAAUUAAUGUGGCAGAUAUCAUUAAUGGAGUUCAAGAAAAAUGUGUAUUGCCUCCUAUGGAUGGCUAUCCGCACUGCGAGGGGAAAAUCAAGUGGAUGAAAGACAUGUGGCGCUCGGAUCCCUGCUACGCAGACUAUGGAGUGGAUGGGACCACCUGCUCCUUUUUUAUUUACCUCAGUGAGGUUGAAAAUUGGUGUCCCCGUUUACCUUGGAGAGUGAAAAAUCCCUAUGAAGAAGCCGAUCAUAACUCAUUGGCGGAAAUCCGUACGGAUUUUAACAUUCUCUAUAGCAUGAUGAAGAAGCACGAGGAGUUCCGGUGGAUGAGACUCCGGAUCCGGAGAAUGGCGGAUGCGUGGAUCCAAGCUAUCAAGUCCCUGGCAGAGAAACAAAACCUUGAAAAGAGAAAACGGAAGAAAAUCCUUGUUCACCUGGGGCUUCUGACCAAGGAAUCUGGCUUCAAGAUUGCAGAGACGGCAUUCAGCGGUGGCCCUCUCGGUGAACUAGUUCAGUGGAGUGACUUAAUUACAUCUCUCUACCUACUGGGCCAUGACAUCCGGAUCUCAGCUUCGCUGGCUGAGCUCAAGGAGAUUAUGAAGAAGGUUGUUGGAAACCGGUCUGGCUGUCCCACUGUAGGAGACAGGAUCGUCGAGCUUAUUUAUAUCGAUAUUGUGGGACUUGCUCAAUUUAAGAAAACUCUAGGACCAUCCUGGGUUCAUUACCAGUGCAUGCUCCGGGUGCUCGAUUCCUUUGGGACAGAACCUGAGUUCAACCAUGCAAGCUAUGCCCAGUCGAAAGGCCACAAGACCCCCUGGGGAAAAUGGAAUCUGAACCCGCAGCAGUUUUACACCAUGUUCCCUCACACCCCAGACAACAGCUUUCUGGGCUUCGUGGUCGAGCAGCACCUGAACUCCAGUGACAUCCACCACAUUAACGAGAUCAAACGGCAGAACCAGUCCCUUGUCUAUGGCAAAGUGGAUAGUUUCUGGAAGAAUAAGAAAAUCUACUUGGAUGUCAUUCACACGUACAUGGAAGUGCAUGCCACUGUUUACGGCUCCAGCACGAAGAACAUUCCCAGUUACGUGAAAAAUCACGGCAUUCUCAGUGGGCGUGACCUGCAGUUUCUUCUCCGGGAAACGAAGCUGUUUGUUGGGCUGGGAUUCCCCUAUGAGGGUCCAGCUCCCCUGGAGGCCAUCGCAAAUGGCUGUGCUUUCCUGAACCCCAAGUUCAACCCUCCCAAGAGCAGCAAAAACACAGACUUCUUCAUUGGCAAGCCGACCCUGAGAGAGCUGACGUCUCAGCACCCGUACGCAGAAGUCUUCAUCGGCCGCCCACACGUCUGGACCGUGGAUCUCAGCAAUCGAGAAGAAGUAGAGGAUGCUGUGAAAGCCAUCUUAAACCAGAAGAUUGAGCCGUAUAUGCCGUAUGAGUUCACGUGUGAAGGGAUGCUUCAGAGAAUCAACGCGUUCAUAGAAAAGCAGGACUUCUGCCAUGGCCAGGUGAUGUGGCCGCCCCUGAGCGCCUUGCAGGUGAAGCUGGCUGAGCCCGGGCAGUCCUGCAAGCAAGUGUGCCAGGAGAACCAGCUCAUCUGUGAGCCGUCCUUCUUCCAGCACCUCAACAAGGAAAAGGACUUGCUGAAGUAUAGAGUGACCUGCCAAAGCUCAGAACUGUAUAAGGACAUCCUGGUGCCAUCCUUCCACCCCAAGAGCAAGCACUGUGUGUUCCAAGGGGAUCUCCUGCUCUUCAGUUGUGCCGGGGCCCACCCCACACACCAGAGGAUCUGCCCCUGCCGGGACUUCAUCAAGGGCCAAGUGGCCCUCUGCAAAGACUGCCUAUAGCAUAGCCACCCCGGGUUCAUUCAGAUGGCAGAGGUGGCUCUGCUGGGCAGGGCCAGGGGGGCCGAAGUCAUUCAGGGACUCUGACCAGAGCCCAAACUCUUUGGUCCAGGGCUUGGAUUUGGUACUUCUCCAGCUGCAGUCAGCGCAUCCCAGGAGUUUACACCAAAACCGCAAGAGAACAGAGGUCAGACCAGGGGCCUGGCUUCUCCCUGGUGCAACAAAUGUCCUGUCUCUCCCGGAAAGUGUCCAGGCAGCUGCUCCGGGGUUAUUUUUCUUUUUUUAAAGGAAGGCUAAAAGUCUGGAGAUGCAUUCAGCUGAAAACAGAACAGGAAGAGGAAUUGAGCCGAUUGGAAAGAACUUUGGGGACAUUCCUAAA
Chionomys nivalis (European snow vole) is the source of this 3150-nucleotide messenger RNA. It is a transcript of the gene Mgat5, whose product is annotated as alpha-1,6-mannosylglycoprotein 6-beta-N-acetylglucosaminyltransferase. NCBI's taxonomy places the organism in Eukaryota, Metazoa, Chordata, Mammalia, Rodentia, Cricetidae. The record is from RefSeq and is a predicted model, not a curated record. Gene Ontology annotation, cellular component: Golgi apparatus. The coding region runs from base 552 to 2774 and encodes 740 amino acids. Gene Ontology annotation, biological process: protein N-linked glycosylation. Gene Ontology annotation, molecular function: alpha-1,6-mannosylglycoprotein 6-beta-N-acetylglucosaminyltransferase activity. The transcript is spliced from 17 exons.